Molecule: messenger RNA, 957 nt
Organism: Triticum turgidum subsp. durum (durum wheat)
Lineage: Eukaryota; Viridiplantae; Streptophyta; Magnoliopsida; Poales; Poaceae
Source: the annotation of a GenBank genome assembly
AUGUCUGCCGUAGUGUGCGGCAAGAGGUCCUCCAUCUUCGCCGACGAGCUCAUCCCCUCCUCUCCGCCUUCCCCUCCCCACCACCACCCUUCCAAGCGGUCCCGCUGCUCCCCGACCCGCGCCUUCGACGACGCCGCCGCGGCCCACCGGCGGGAGGCGCUGCUCCACCACCUUCGCUCCCUCUUCCCUCACAUGGAUCCCCAGAUUUGUGAUAUUUCUAAUUCUCCAAAUGCUAUGGUGUUGGAUGCUGAAACCAGGAGAACUGUGCAAUUCAUUCAGAAGGGGUGGCUGACAGCCAAACUGUACAAACCAUACCAGAAGUUGCUUGAAAGAGCUCUUGAAGCAUCUGGAGAUGAUUUGGAUUUUGCAAUAAGGAGUUUGAAUGACCUGCGCCUGGAGUCAGCUGAGGCUAUCUUUUCAGCUGCAUUUAGUGAACCUGAGAAUGGCCUGUCAACAGCCCUUAAGUUAUCGGCUGAAGGUAAUGGCCAAUUGGAUGCUAUUAGUGGAAAUCCACCUGCGACAGAUAAUUGUCAGACAAAUCACCAUAGCUCUGAAUGGGUUGAGCUAUUUGUUAGAGAGAUGAUGAGUGCCUCUGACAUAAAUGAUGCACGGGCUCGUGCAUCAAGAGCUUUGGAGGUUAUUGAGAAGUCCAUCAUGGAGCGGACAGGAGCCGAGGCAGUGCAAAACUUGCACAAGGAAAAUAAGAUGCUAAAGGAGCAAUUAGCAAUAGCUCUUCGAGAGAAUGCUGUUCUGAAGCGGGGGGUUGCAAUCCAACACGAGCGCCAAAAAGAGUUUGAUGAUAAGACACAGGAGGUUCACAACCUAAAGCAAUUGAUUUUGCAGUAUCAGGAACAACUAAAGACUCUCGAGAUCAAUAAUUAUGCACUUAGGGUGCAUCUACAGCAGGCUCAGCAGAACAGUUCAAUGCCCGGGCGUUUCCACCCUGAUGUUUGCUGA